Rubroshorea leprosula is the source of this 655-nucleotide messenger RNA. NCBI's taxonomy places the organism in Eukaryota, Viridiplantae, Streptophyta, Magnoliopsida, Malvales, Dipterocarpaceae. The record is from the annotation of a GenBank genome assembly.
GAAUCUCAAGGUUUACUGCAUCAAUGAUUAAGAUUUCUCAGAGAAGUUUUGGGGGGAAGAUGGGUAAUAAUAGGACGGGUGGGGUCCAGCCCUUAUCAGUUCCAGGUGUUGGCACAGGUGGUGGGACCCAGCUGCUGCUCAUUGCCCAAACCAAUGUACAUUGUCACUGACAAACAGGUGGAUCAUUCCUCCCUCCUCUUUUCAGAGAGGAGAAAAAAAGAGAUCGGUGGUGGGUGUUAAUGACCCUACCCUAAGUGGUCCCCAUUCAAACUUCUCUCCAUUAAUCUUGGCCGUUCAAUUUGUGGGCCACCCUCUUUGAUGGGCACUGAAUGAUUGGGUCUCAGUAUGGGAGAAAAAUCCUGAUGUUUCGAAACGUUUCAUGACUUCUCCCUAGUUGGCUGGCAAUUUGCGUUUCUGCCAUGGCCAUCACCUCCGACUUCCUUUAGAUGAACUAGUCUUCUUUAGGUGUUGUAUCAUUUAUGCAUCACUUGGAGCAGUAUUCAUGAUACUACAAUUUGGUGACAUAUGCAACUUGCGUUAGUGGCAUAUCUUUGAGUCCAGUGCCAUGGCAUGCCUGAUUGCAUGAUCACAAAAUCAGAUUGUUAAAAUAUGUACACACUUUUUUACUGUAGUUGAUGCUGAACCUUAUGGUCAU